Messenger RNA from Esox lucius (northern pike), 2087 nucleotides. Its product is annotated as leucine-rich repeat-containing protein 17. Lineage: Eukaryota; Metazoa; Chordata; Actinopteri; Esociformes; Esocidae. The transcript is spliced from 9 exons. Bases 216 to 1664 code for a protein of 482 amino acids. Gene Ontology annotation, molecular function: protein binding. The record is from RefSeq and is a predicted model, not a curated record. Gene Ontology annotation, cellular component: plasma membrane.
CAGCGAGGACCACAGGAACUGACCUGAGUGCAGCCAGACAGGUCGAGGUGGAUGAGUUUGUGGCAGCCUUUCCCUGUAGCCAGGAACUGCAGCUGAAUCCCACCAUAUCAGACACGGUCAACCCACAAACCUCCACUCCCGUUAUCCAGUAAAACAUCCAACCUUCCCCCAGCUUCAGCUCUCUUCAGCCACAGGAAGCCCCAGCUGGGGUCAAGAUGCAUGUGACCUCCCCUUUCCUUCUGGCUCUUCUAGUCCUCCUGCUGCUCCCACCAUCCACCCAGCCAAGGAAGGCCAGCCAGGGCAAGGGUCUCAGAGUAGGCAGACAUCGCCAUAGACAGAACAGAAAUCGAGAUUCAUCAGACCAGGCAACAUUCUUCCAGUCUUCAACUGUCCAAUUUUGGGUGAGAGGUGGGGGGCGCCAAGGCAGAUCGGGAGACUCCAGCCAUAAGGGCCCUGACUGCUCAGAGUUCAGCAAUCCUGGAAACCUCUUCAUGGACUGCCAGGGGAGAAAACUCUCCUCCAUCCCCUCUGCCUUAUCUUUCUCACGGCCCCCAGACCACCUGCUACUGGCCCGCAACCUUAUUCAGGCCCUACGCAACAGGGCCUUCUCUGGCUAUGAGGGCCUGAGGAGUCUGGACCUGCAACAGAACAGGAUUUCUGUGUUGGAAGAGGAGGCAUUCCUCGGUCUGACACACCUCACCAGCCUCCUGCUUCAGCACAACCAUCUGAGCACGCUCAGCGAGGAGGCUCUCAUCCCCAUGCAGUCACUGCGCUACUUGCGUCUCCAUGACAACCCCUGGAGCUGCCACUGCACCCUGGAAAGUCUGGUUCGCACCCUGCAGGUGCCCAGCAACCGUAACCUGGGUAACCAUGCCAGGUGUGAGGAACCUUUUAGGCUAAGGGGCAGAAAGCUGAAAAGGGUGGAUCCAGAACUGCUGUGUCUGGAGCCGGAGCCCAUCAGUGCCACUGCGGACCCAAAGGGAGAGGACGGGAGAAACGCCACAGUCCCUCUGCAGCCUAGCCCCUUUAGGAGCAAGCCUGAUGCCACCACCGUCUGCCAUACCUACCUGUUCCCCACACCACAUAUGGACUGCAGGAGCAGAGAUCUGACUGAGGUUCCUUCAGACAUCCCAAGGGAAAUAGUUCGCAUGGACCUGUCCCAAAAUUCUCUCCGGCGCUUGAAGGGCAGAGACUUUGUGGAGGCCAGCAGGCUGAGGUCACUCAAUCUUAGCCACAACAACCUGGAGGACAUGGACACAGCCUCCCUUUCCGGUCUCCUCCACCUUCAUGAGCUGGACCUGUCCAACAACAGCCUGCGUUUUUUUCAUUACGGAGUCCUAGAAGAUCUGUAUUUCCUGUCCCUUCUAAGGCUGGAUGGAAACCCCUGGGUGUGUGACUAUAGCAUCCACUACCUGGUGUACUGGCUGCGUCUACACCCAGGAGUGACCCACUCAGGCCUGCUGUGCCACUCCCCCCCCGAGCUCAGAGGGAAGAGUGUGGAGGACUAUGUUCACUCCUACAAUAGAGCCUGCAGCCAGACAGAACAGACUGAUCCGGAGCUGUGGAACACGGCAAUGGAGCUGCAGGUGUCACUAGAGGAAAAGGAGGUGGAACCAGCAAAUCUGAGGAGACCGCAGAAGUACCGCCUUACCAGGUUGAAUUAAACAACCACUGCACGGCGAAACAAACUUUUGUCUUUCAAAACAGCAAAUGUGGCGCUGAUAUCAGAAACUUAUAUCAAAUUGAAUUUGAAAGAUUCUAGAAUAAAAAUGCACUACAAAGUGUGAAUCAAAUUAUUUUGGAGAUUUGUGAGUGGGUUAGGGAAACAUUUUAUUUCACAGACUGCAGGCUACGUGUCAGGUUUUAUUGGGUUUGCCGCACCCAGGUAAUCAUCAGUUAAUUAGUUAAGUAAUUAUUUAUGGUCCUUAACUUGCCCCAGAGAGCCAAAGGCUGAUGCUAAUAGGCUAAAGAGGUUUGCUAGAAGUUCUUAUAAGCACAAGCUAGACUAGGUUCCUUCCUGAUAAAAUGUAUAGAUUACAGAAAUGUUAUAUGUUUAUGUUGUAGAAAAUGUGACUGUGGUUGGUCAA